GACGAUAUAUCAACAGACCCGUCAAAGAGCACACAAUUUUCCGUCAAGUUCCAACCCUAAAACCAAGAAUUAAAAUUUACCCUGAACAUGUGUCCAAGCAACGCAACGGCACAGUUUCAUUAUUGAUUGUAAACAAGUCCGAAAAAUUAUGUUUUCGUAACAGAUUAACAGUGGACUCCAAUUAAAUGUAUCAUCAGUAAUCACAUAUGUUUUUAGUAAAUGUAGGAAGAGUGCUGAGGCGCAAGAUGGAUUUCGGUUUUGGAGAUUUACUUUAUCCAAAUAUCACGGGGCUUAGACAAUUCUUCGGGAAUGACUCUAUUAUCGGCCCUACAUCUGGAUUUCAUUCCAUGGCCAGGAUGAUGGACAGAAUGAUGAACGAAAGUUUGCAGCCCUUCGGCUUCGCCAGAAUGACCACUAGGCGAAACACACAUAACAGCAAAGAUGGCGACAAAUCCGAACCGCCGAGAAAUGGGUUGCGAACCGAGAGAAGCGAUACACGGAGAGAAAGAGCCAGGAACACGUCUGACUGGCAUGAAGCGAAUGGUACUCGACACCCACAGACGCAGAUUGUUCGACCAACUCAAAAUACUCAGUUUUCUGAAACAUCUAUGGAUCAAGGCAAACAGUCGGAUCCAACUACAGAAAAAUGGGCUGGUACUUUAAGGAAAAGAGAUAGCAAUAUACAACCGAGCCUACCAUCCAUUGUUACAAGAAAAGCGUCUUCUACUGGUACAGUAGGCAGUGGAAGAAAGACAAGAUCUGUCGAGAGAAUAGUCAGGUCAAAGGGGGGCAAACAACUCGCACCUGUCAAACCUAUCAUUCGAAAAAAUGAUGUACCCAUUGAAGGAGAUACGUGCACACUUAUAGAAAGAGAUGAAAAAGUAUUUGACGCAGCAGGAUAUGAGUUACAUUUAGUAGAAACGCUAGAAAGAGAUAUUGUUCAAAAGAACCCUGAUGUACACUGGAAGGAUGUAGUAGGUUUGGACGAUGCAAAGUCUGUUUUACAGGAAGCUGUAGUUUUGCCACUAGUUAUGCCCGAAUACUUUAAGGGCAUUCGAAGACCAUGGAAAGGCGUCUUAUUGACCGGGCCACCGGGAACUGGUAAAACAUUGUUGGCACGAGCAGUAGCCACUGAAUGUCGGACUACGUUUUUCAACGUCUCUUCUGCUACACUUACGUCUAAAUACCGUGGCGACUCGGAAAAGCUUGUCAGAUUAUUAUUUGACAUGGCGGCAUUCUAUGCACCAAGCACAAUAUUUCUGGAUGAAGUGGACUCGUUAUGUGCGGUGCGUGGUGCCGACUCCGAACAUGAGGCUUCACGACGAUUUAAGGCUGAACUCCUGAUACAGAUGGACGGAUUGGCUGCUUCCUUCCACAAGGACAAACUUGUAAUGGUCUUAGCAGCGACUAAUCAUCCGUGGGAUAUCGAUGAGGCGUUUAGAAGACGAUUUGAAAAGAGAAUUUACAUUGGUCUUCCAGAUGAGCCAACGCGAGUAAAGUUAUUGAAGUUGUGCCUUCGGGAGGUGGUUCUGGCUGAAAACGUGAAUCUCUCUGAGUUAGCGGUUAAGUUGGACGGUUAUAGUGGUUCUGACAUAAGCAAUCUUUGCAGGGAUGCAGCAAUGAUGACCAUGCGUCGCAAGAUAGCAGGCAAGUCUCCCGACCAAAUACGUAAAAUAAAGCAGUCAGAGCUCGAGGCACCGGUCACCAAAGAGGACUUGAUGACAGCAAUAGAAAAGACUCGCCGCACGGUGACCACCAACGAUGUCGCCAGAUAUACGAACUGGAUGCAAAAGCAUGGAUGUUCCUAGCGGCGCGCCCCAGCGCUUCAGGCGCUACUCCAACGGAUGCGGGAAUCCUGAGGAGCGUACAGAACAAUCGACACGAUCCCUUAAUAGCACCAGCUCAUCAUUUUGCAGUGUUAUAUGAAAGUGCCGAUUGAUCCGAAAAUCAGGACUAUACUUAUCGCAGUGCUGUUAUUUUAAAGACGUGUAUCGACUUUAAACAUGAAUUUUAUGACAGACAUGUACAAUGCUUUCGUAGGUACGUUAUGUGAAUUUGGAGUUGCGUUUCAAGUGGACAUUUUAAUGUGAGUUUUAUAUCGAAAUUAUUCAAAGAGUAUCAUUUGAAUUAUGUGUAAAAUAUACUUCAUUGUCUACCUGUAAUGUUUAAGAUCCAUGGCAUACUGUAGGCUUGUAGUUAACACAGUGUCAUAAUAACGUCAAACGUUUGCUAAAAUUAUAACCAUUAGGUGUAAAUCUACUGCUAUUGCAAUUUUUGAAUAAUUUGUCAAAAAAAAUAAUUUGCUUGGCCUAUGGAAGCAAAUCCAAUAUUUGACAUAAUUAUGAACACUGUACACUUGUAGCUUUGAUGGAAUACUGGUAUAAUUAAAUCUGCGAUGCCUUACUUUGCAAGAUUUGCCAUGAUUACCGUGGCUUGACGCACCCACUGUAACAAUCAAGUAAAUUAUUACUUGCAAAUAGCGGAAGCUUCGUAAAUUUAUAACUUAACUUACGAAUCGAUUGUCUUUUUUUCUAAAAAUUAAGAGUAGGUUUGUAUUUAUUGAUUUAUUUAUUGAAAUGUAACGACUUGAUCGCAGAGUCUAUAGGAACUAAAUUACUAAUUGUUUAAAAAUUUGACGUGUAUUGUCUCUCGUUAUUAGUUUCUUUACCAAAAGUUAAUUGGUUUAAUUCUUCACAAAGUAUGAUCAACGUGUUUUCUAUCGUAUUUAUAUCCACAGGUUAGCUAUAGUUUUAUUGUAAUUAUGGCCAGUGAUAUCACACAUUGGCACAAAAGUAAUCCUAAAUUAAAUUUAAACUCUACGUAUGAGAUAAGAUUACAAACAAAAAUUGUAAGUAGUAUAUAAUAUGCGACGUCUUAUUUGGAUAAUUUUUUCAGGUUACUUUUUCUACCUAAUUUCGGUAGCAAUAUUUAUUAUUUAAAUACUUUAGAAUAUUAUCUUGAAGUAAACAUGAUUUAAUAUUCGAGUGUAGUAA
Hyposmocoma kahamanoa is the source of this 2993-nucleotide messenger RNA. RefSeq names its product katanin p60 ATPase-containing subunit A1-like. Gene Ontology annotation, molecular function: ATP binding; ATP hydrolysis activity; microtubule severing ATPase activity. Lineage: Eukaryota; Metazoa; Arthropoda; Insecta; Lepidoptera; Cosmopterigidae. The transcript has 8 exons. The record is from RefSeq and is a predicted model, not a curated record. Gene Ontology annotation, cellular component: microtubule cytoskeleton. Gene Ontology annotation, biological process: microtubule severing. Bases 207 to 1808 code for a protein of 533 amino acids.